This is a messenger RNA of Branchiostoma floridae (Florida lancelet), 2734 nucleotides long. RefSeq names its product gastrula zinc finger protein XlCGF57.1-like. Gene Ontology annotation, cellular component: nucleus. NCBI's taxonomy places the organism in Eukaryota, Metazoa, Chordata, Leptocardii, Amphioxiformes, Branchiostomatidae. The record is from RefSeq and is a predicted model, not a curated record. Bases 207 to 1985 code for a protein of 592 amino acids. Gene Ontology annotation, biological process: regulation of transcription by RNA polymerase II. Gene Ontology annotation, molecular function: DNA-binding transcription factor activity, RNA polymerase II-specific; RNA polymerase II transcription regulatory region sequence-specific DNA binding. The transcript is spliced from 2 exons.
CUUGGAGAGUAGGUGAAGGAGGCUAGGUCAGCAUAUGGGUGCGACUUUUACAAUGUAGGCAGACCAUCUCAGACACGAAAUCGGGUAACCAGAUUCACAUGUGACCUUUCACCUCCCGAUAGGUUGACCUUUCACUCCUUGGUUCGCUUGGAAGACGCUUGCGGGAUUGUGUGAAGGUAAAAAUCAACACUGGAAGCAGGUAAGACAUGAUGGAACCAGGUAAUGGGUCUCCCACUGCUGUUCCACCGAACUUCAGUGGUGCGUCUCCUACUGGAGUUGUAUUGGACGGAGAUGCAAGCAAGUUUGGAGACAAGCUGGCAGGAACUAAAACCAGUUUGGACAAUCAGCCAGAAACACAUACUGGAGACAAGCCCUACAUGUGUGGGGAGUGUGGGUACAGGUCAGCUUGGAAGUCUAAAUUAUCCAUACAUAUGAGAAUGCAUACUGGUGAGAAACCCUACAAGUGCGACCAGUGUGACUAUUCUGCUGCGGUGAAAUCUACCUUGGACCAACAUAUAGCCAAACACACUGGUGAGAAACCCUACAUGUGUGAGGAAUGUGGGUACAGGGCAGCUCGGAAGUCUACGUUAUCCAAACACAUGAGAAGUCAUACUGGUGAGAAACCCUACAAGUGUGACCAGUGUGACUAUUCUGCGGCACGGAAAUCUAGCUUAGAUAGUCAUCACACAGUCAAACACACCGGUGAAAAGCCCUACAUGUGUGAUGAGUGUGGAUACAGGGCAACUAGGAAGGCUCACUUAUCCCAACAUAUGAGAACUCAUACAGGUGAAAAACCCUACAAAUGUGACCAGUGUGAGUUUUCUGCUGCAUACAAGUCAAGCUUGUACAAGCAUCGAACCAAACACUCCGGUGAGAAACCCUACAUGUGUGGGGAGUGUGACUAUUCUGCAGCACUGAAAAGUACUUCGCACCAACAUGUUGCCAAACUCACCAGGGAGAAGGUCUACAUCUGUGAUGAGUGUGGGCAUAGGACAGCAGACAAGCGUCACCUAUCCAGACAUAUGAGAACUCAUAAAGGUGAAAAACCCUACAUGUGUGACCAGUGUGACUAUUCUGCAGCACAAAAAUCAAGUUUGGACCAACAUCUAACAAAACACAGUGGAGAGAAGCCCUACAUGUGUGAUGACUGUGGGUACAAGGCAUCUCAUAAGUCUAACUUAUACCGACAUAUGCGAACUCAUACUGGUGAAAGACCCUACAAGUGUGACCAGUGUGACUUUUCUGCAGCACACAAGUCCAUUAUGGACAGUCAUCAAGCCAAACACACUGGAGAGAAACCCUACAUGUGUGGGGAGUGUGGGUACAGGUCAGCAGACAGAAGUCACCUUUCAAGACAUUUGAGAACUCAUACAGGUGAAAAACCCUACAAGUGUGACCAGUGUGAUUAUUCUGCUGCAGAGAAAUCCAAGUUAAAGCAACAUCAAGUAAAACACACCGGUGAGAAACCCUACAUGUGUGACAGGUGUGACUAUUCUGCAGCACAGAAAAUCAGUUUGGACUCGCAUAUAGCUGCAAAACACACUAACGAAAAACCCUACAUGUGUGAUGAGUGUGGGUACAAGGCAUCUCAUAAGUCUAACUUAUACAGACAUAUGCGAACUCACACUGGUGAAAGACCCUACAAGUGUGACCAGUGUGACUUUUCUGCAGCACACAAGAACACCAUGGACAGUCAUCUAACCAAACACACUGGAGAGAAACCCUACAUGUGUGGGGAGUGUGGGUAUAGGACAGCGGACAGAAGUAGCCUUUCAAGACAUUUGAGAACUCAUACAGGUGAAAAACCCUACAAGUGUGACCAGUGUGAUUAUUCUGCUGCACAGAAAUCCAAGUUAAAGCAACAUCAAGUAAAACACACCGGUGAGAAACCCUACAUGUGUGGGGAGUGUGGGUACAGGACGGCUUACAAGGCUAACUUAUCCAGCCAUAUGAGAACACAUACUCGGGUAGAAAGUAGUAAGUAAGCAUUCAGUUGCCUUGAAAUCAGAUAUAUGUCAACUAACCAAGCACGCUAAAUAGAAACCCUAAAUUUGUGCGGAGGGCAGGUUAUCCAGCCAUACAUAUAUAUGCACAAAUUGUAACAGAGUAGUAGUAGUAGUAACCUUUAUUUAUACCAGUAAUGCCCUAGAGAGAAUGGAUGUAAGAACACUAGUGUUACUUGUGUUCCACCAAUGUGUGAGAAUAAACCUUCUCACAGUUCCAAGUGCUCAUCUACGGUUGUGGUGCAUUGUGGGCUAAUGUCAUAGUUUAAGGUGCCUUAUUUGUAAACAGAUAUUUAUGGAGGCUUGGAAGACUUUAUUUAGAUCACAGCGAAAACAAUACAUGCACAUGUACAUAGUGUAAAGAAUCUUGCAAAAGAGAGGAGCUUACUUUGUUAGCAGUACUGUAAGAGUAAAGAAUAAGGAUUAGAUUCUGACGCCUGACUUUGUAUUAACAUCCUACAAACGAUAACGCGGUAUCUGUAAAUGUACUUAAAACUACAACAGAGAGGAGUAUGCUUAGUUACAUGUACUGUAAGAGUAACGAAUAAGAAGGCGGUGUAACUCAGUAAGGAAGUCAUUUCCGUCAAAUCUAAUACAGACUAUUCUGACUCCUGACUUUGUAUUGGCACAACUAUUUUCUCCCUAUCAAGCACAUUUACUAAUUCUGCACCUAGUACUUUAUGUCUGUUGUAUUUGUAAAAAGACCUACAACAUGGUAAUUUAAGUCUUAA